CUCUCAGCAUGCACGACAAGAUGUACGCAUGGGCGUUUGUGGCCAUCAUCGCUACCGCAACCGCCCUGCCAGUGACCCCGGCCGCGGUGGGAAGUUUUGAGCCAGUCAACCCGUGCGACACGCAGUGCACAUACAAGGGGCUGCCCAAAACGUGCGCAGAGCGCAUCACUUUUUGCGAGAGCAAAGGGAACGGCACCAAGUGUAGCCCCGAGUGCGGGGAGAAGUGCACUCGUGACCAGGCGCUGCAGAUCGUCAACAAGCAGUGCGACGGCCAGUGCAGCUGCAACAACCAGGACCUCGCCAGGCUCGUGCACGCCAGUCUGGCUCCUGCGGUCGACCAGGCAAAGACGCAAAACACCAGGAACCUCGACCAUGCGAUGAAGUCCCUGCCGGCCCUCUCUGCCGCCGUCACUCAGCUGAGGCUGGCCGCGGUAGGAGAGCCAGUCGACCCGUGCGACACGCAGUGCACAUACCAGGGGCAGGCCAAAACGUGCGCAGAGCGCAUCCGCUUUUGCGAGAGCGAAGGGAACGGCGACAAGUGCAGCCCCGAUUGCGGGGAGACGUGCACGCACGAGCAGGCGCUGCAGAUCGUCAACAAGCAGUGCGACGGCCAGUGCAGCUGCAACAAAGACUUGCGCAUUUCAGCCUCUUCUGCUGGGCACUCUUGCUACGUCAAGCACUGCGCCCCAGGUCCCAACAGGGCCUUCUGGUGUAGCCGAGAGAGCCAGUUCACCGGCAGGGCUGGGUGCGAGCUGGGUCCGAGAGAAUGUGCGCAAUGCGACGGCAUCUGGUCGCCUCCGCCGCCAUCAGCCUCACUCAAGAUUGAGCCCAAGGACUGCGUGCCGGACGGCGAGGACGCAUACGACCCCAAGUACGGGGCGCACGGCAUUUGCUGCUC
Messenger RNA from Emiliania huxleyi CCMP1516, 898 nucleotides. RefSeq lists its product as hypothetical. The annotation marks the transcript as partial. The transcript has a single exon. NCBI's taxonomy places the organism in Eukaryota, Haptophyta, Isochrysidales, Noelaerhabdaceae. The record is from RefSeq and is a predicted model, not a curated record.